This is a messenger RNA of Penaeus monodon (black tiger shrimp), 3240 nucleotides long. Its product is annotated as low-density lipoprotein receptor-related protein 1B-like. The record is from RefSeq and is a predicted model, not a curated record. Gene Ontology annotation, cellular component: plasma membrane. Gene Ontology annotation, molecular function: protein binding. Lineage: Eukaryota; Metazoa; Arthropoda; Malacostraca; Decapoda; Penaeidae.
GUGUUGAGGAAUCUGCUUUCCUGCAACCUGGCGCUGUGAUGACGAAGAUGAUUGCAAAGACAGUAGCGACGAGGACGGAUGUGGAAAGGUCAGCUGCCUACGCAACUACUUCAUGUGUUCUUCGGGAACUGAGUGCGUGCCCGGCUUCUUCCGCUGUGACAAGGAGAAUGACUGUGCUGACGGGAGUGACGAGUUGGGUUGUGAUGAGAAAAUGUCGUGUUCUGGAACCGAGUUUUUCUGUCGCUCCACGAACAACUGCGUCCCCGAGAGUUUCGUUUGUGACGGUGACGACGACUGCGCCGACGGAAGCGACGAAGAAAACUGCCCGGAAAAAGGAGAAUGUAAAGAAGAAGAAUUUACAUGUGACGAUAAGACAUGCAUUUCCUCGGACUGGCGAUGCGAUGGAGACAGAGACUGCUUGAACGGUGAGGACGAGGCUGGCUGCGCUGAGAUAACGUGCCACGCCGAGGAGUUCCAAUGUGCGUCCGGCGAGUGCAUCCCGAAGACCUUCGCUUGUGAUGGAGCCGAUGACUGCUUCGACAUGUCCGACGAGAAGAACUGUACACAGGAGCUGAACUGCGGCGAAGACGCGUUCCCUUGCGGCACUCUGUGUCUACCGCGGGAGAGGAUCUGCGAUGGCACUGCAGACUGCAAGGACGGCACCGACGAGAUGAAUUGUGCAACUGAGACCGAAACCCCGACGACGGAGACAGUAACGACGAUGGGGACGACAGAAACGGCGGAGUGUAUCGAGAACCAGUUCCAAUGCGCCAAGGAGAACCUGUGCAUUCUCGCAUCCUGGCGCUGUGACGGAGAGGAGGACUGUGCCGAUGGAAGCGACGAGGCAGGCUGUACGACUGAAUGUGACGAAGAUGAGUUCAAAUGCGCAACAGGAGACAAAUGCAUUCCUUCAUCAUUCCGGUGUGAUGCAGAUGAUGACUGCGAGGAUGGCAGCGAUGAGGAGGACUGUGCUACGAGGGAAUGUACUAAAGAUGAGUUCAGAUGCGUAACAGGAGACAAGUGCAUCCCUGCAUCAUAUCAGUGCGAUUCGGAUAGAGACUGUGAUGAUGGCAGUGAUGAAGAGGACUGUGAUAAGAGGGAAUGUACUAAAGAUGAGUUCAGAUGCGUAACAGGAGACAAGUGCAUCCCUGCAUCAUAUCAGUGCGAUUCGGAUAGAGACUGUGAUGAUGGCAGUGAUGAAGAGGACUGUGAUAAGACUGAAUGUGACGAUGAUGAGUUCAGAUGCACAACAGGAGACAAGUGCAUCCUUUCAUCUUUUCGGUGUGAUACACAAAAUGAUUGUGAUGAUGGCAGUGAUGAAGAGGACUGUGAUAAGAUUACCUGCAGAGAUGAGGAAUUUACUUGCAAAGGCGAUGGUACUUGUAUCCCCUUGGCCUGGAAGUGUGAUUCUGACAACGACUGUGCCGAUGACAGCGACGAGGAUCAGUGUGAGGAAGAAAAAGAAUGUGGAAUCGACAAUUAUAAAUGCAGUAAUGACAGCUGCAUACCCUUGAACUGGGUCUGUGAUGGCGAGGAAGACUGUGACAAUGGUGACGAUGAAGAAAAAUGCAACUCUCAGGUCGAGUGUAAGGCAGGCGAAGUGCUGUGCGCAGGAAACUCCACUUGCCUGCCGAAGAGCAAGUGGUGUGAUGGCACUAAGGACUGUGAGGACGGCAGCGACGAAGCAGACUGUGAUGUGAAAGUCAAGCCGAGGGAAAAAUGCAGAAACGACGAGCUAGUGUGCAAGUCAACGGGUUCCUGUAUAUCUUUCUUCGAGGUGUGUGAUGGUAAAAGCGACUGUGACGACGGCAGUGACGAGGAGCAGUGCAUAGAUAGCUGUGGCACUGAAGACACCCCUUGCUUACACGAAGCCACGUGUUCGGUUAUAUGCCAGGGAGAAGAGGAAUGUUCUACGCUAGAAUAUGGAUGCUUUUUGUUUGAAUGCAAUGCCAAUUACUCGAUCUGCGACACCAAUAAAUGUUUCCAUAAUCUGUUACAAUGUGACGGAGAGAAGGACUGCAAGGAUGGGAGGGACGAGGCCUUCUGUCGUGAACCCACAGGAAGAUGCGCGGCGGGAUACACACAGUGCAGGACCAGAACUCGCUGCAUCCGGGACUCGUGGCGGUGCGACGGCGAGAGGGACUGCCCCAAUGGAGACGACGAAGAGAAUUGCAGCGACUGCGGAAGCCACUUCAGCUGCGAAGAUUCCAAGAAAUGUAUUCCAACCUCAUGGAAAUGUGACGGCGUCAGCGACUGUAACGACGGAAGUGAUGAAUAUGGCUGCCCUGUACCAUGUGAGGAAUUCCAUUGCGACUCUGAGACCAGGUGCAUCGGCAACGACUGGAAAUGUGACGGGGACAUCGACUGUUUGGACGGCAGUGAUGAGGAGGGCUGCCCCGAGGUGCAAUCCUGCCAGGAGGAUAUUGGACAGCUAAGAUGUGACAACGGCACGACCUGUGUUGAUGCUGAGAAAGUCUGUGAUGGAAACAGAGACUGUGAAGACGGUUUUGACGAAAGUCGCUUCUGUGAGAAGGCAUGCCAGCCAGGGAAGUGUAGCCACACCUGCGUGAAGAGCCCAAGUGGGGGGGUGUGCACUUGUCCUGAAGGCCAAGUAAUUGACGACCUGGGAACCACUUGCCAAGACGCAAUACCCCCCGCCUUCAUUCUUGUUGCUUCGUUAAACAAGGUGGACGCUCUCUCUCUGGACGGCUCAACAAGCUUCACAGUUUACGAAGGGAAAAAAUCGGAAAACGUCACGAUAAUUGGCGUAGCAUAUGACCCUGUAACUGACAUGGCAUUUUGGAGUGUGAACCAACGUGGAGGCAUAUAUAAGAAACCUUUGAGAAGUCCAGGUGCCGCUACAUAUAUCAUCAAUACAGAUGGAAAAGCCGUGGAUGGCCUAGCCAUGGACUGGCUGGGAAGGAAACCUGUACAUGACGGACAGUGGUCGGAACCGCAUCACAGUGUGCGACUUGAACGGCGUUUACUGCAACACGCUCGUGGCGAAUGUGACGGCUGUGAGAGGCAUUCAGGUCGACCCCGUCAACAGAAAGCUCAUGUGGUCCACAUGGCGAUCCUCCAAGAUCGAAAUCACCAACAUGGACGGAUCUAACCGCACCCUCCUCGUGCCUGACCUCCGUUGGCCGAAUGCAAUCGCCGCAGAUCCAUCGAAAAAGCGUCUCUACUUCCUCGACGCCCUGACUGACACGGCAGAGGUGAUCAGUUAUGACGGAACGAAAC